UUCAGGCGUAAGCACAAGCACUCUGGUUGUGUCUCUGGGUCUCCAGAGUCUACAGGGAUCAAACCCCAAUCAAGUGUCUCGGACAGUAUCACAGAUCAUCAUUCAUCCCAACUUUAACUCUGGAACUUUUGAAAACGACAUCUGCCUCCUGAAGCUCUCCUCACCCGUGACUUUCACCACCUACAUUCAGCCCGUCUGUCUGGCAGCCACAGGCAGCACCUUCUACAAGGGGACUGUCUCCUGGGCCACCGGCUGGGGCAAUGUUGGAUCUGGAGUGUCCCUUCCUUUCCCACAAAACCUAAUGGAGGUGCAGCUGCCGGUUGUAGGAAACAGAGAGUGUACCUGUAACUACGGAGUGAGCUUGAUCACAAACAACAAGAUGUGCACCGGGUUCAGUGCUGGAGGAAAGGACAUCUGUCAGGGGGAUGGAGGAGGUCCGCUGGUGAGCAAGCAGGGCGGUCGCUGGAUCCAGUCGGGAAUCACUAGUUUUACCAGUAGUAGGGGCUGUGCCCAGCCUAAUAUCCCAUCAGGCUACACCCGGGUGUCCCAGUAUCAGUCCUGGAUCAACAGCCAGAUCACCAGCAACCAACCAGGCUUCAUCACCUUUACCUCCGCUGGGACUGACGGUGACCUCAGCAUAAGAUGUCCUACCACGCCACCACCAGCAGCUCAAGUGUGUGGUCAGCCAACACUCAACACCAGGAUUGUUGGAGGACAGGUGGCCUCUGCAGGCAGCUGGCCCUGGCAGGCCAGUCUGCAAACCUCUGGCUCCCACUUCUGUGCAGGAACCCUCAUUAACAAUGACUGGGUGCUGACUGCUGCUCAAUGCUGCUCAAG
Molecule: messenger RNA, 837 nt
Organism: Micropterus dolomieu (smallmouth bass)
Lineage: Eukaryota; Metazoa; Chordata; Actinopteri; Centrarchiformes; Centrarchidae
Product: tryptase-like
Exons: 4
Biological process (GO): proteolysis
Molecular function (GO): serine-type endopeptidase activity
Source: RefSeq, a predicted model, not a curated record